UUUCGUGGCGAGCAUGGACCUCAGCGCGCUCUACUACCCGUACAGCCAUACGCUCCCUGCAGUCUACGCGCAGACGCACAAGCUCGUGGCGUACAACAGCAUCUACAACGCGUUCGAGCUCUACUGGCUCUGCGUGCUGCCGCUGCUCGUGCUCGGCGUCCCGCUCUGUCUCUCGUGCCUGCCCGUGCGCCUUUCGCUGCCCGCCAAGCUGGGCGAGAAGCCGCUGGCAGCGUCGUCGCGGCCCGAGUGGGACCCGACAUGGGUCGUGCCCAAGCACAUUGCUGCCAUCAUGGACGGCAACCGUCGCUAUGGCCGGACGCGCUAUGGCCUGCCGCUCAAGGGCCAUCAAGACGGUAGCCAGCGCGUCGUCGACUUUAUGAACUGGUGCGUCGGCGCCGGCGUCCAGAUCCUGACCGUCUAUGCGUUCUCGACCGAGAAUUGGGGGCGCGCGCAGGCCGAGGUCGAUGCGCUCAUGAACAUCUUUACGAGCUUCAUGCACGACAUCAUCCCGCAAGCGCUCGAGCGCAACAUCCGCGUGUGCGUCCUCGUCUCGGACGGCGCCAAGUUCCCGAGCCACAUUGGUUCGGCGAUCGAGAAGAUCGAGACGGCGACGGCCCACUGCACGGCCUUUACCCUCAACAUUUGCGCCAGCUAUGGCAGUCGCAAUGAGAUGGUCCACACCGUCCAAGCCAUCGCGGCCAAGGUCGCGGCCGGGACGCUGGCGGUCGAUGCGAUCGACGAAGCGGUCGUGAGCGAGCACUUGCUGACCAAGAACGUGCCGGACCCGGAUUUGCUCAUCCGCACGUCGGGCGAGUGCCGGUUGAGCAACUUUCUGCUCUAUCAAAUCGCCUACUCGGAGCUCAUUUUCCUCGACAAGAUGUGGCCCGAGCUCAAUUACGACGACUUUCUCCACAUGAUGCGCACGUUCAAUCUGCGGAAACGCCGGUUUGGCAAAUAAAUCAUCUAUCGUACAAUUGCAAACUAGACUCUUUUAUG
Saprolegnia parasitica CBS 223.65 is the source of this 996-nucleotide messenger RNA. RefSeq lists its product as hypothetical. The transcript is spliced from 4 exons. The coding region runs from base 14 to 958 and encodes 314 amino acids. The record is from RefSeq and is a predicted model, not a curated record. NCBI's taxonomy places the organism in Eukaryota, Oomycota, Saprolegniomycetes, Saprolegniales, Saprolegniaceae. Gene Ontology annotation, biological process: polyprenol biosynthetic process. Gene Ontology annotation, cellular component: endoplasmic reticulum.